UAAUAAUAAAUAAUAAAUUAUACAAAUUAUAAAAUGAGUUCUAUUUCUCUAAAGGAAUUUGAGAGUCUUCACGAUAAGCUUUUGAACUGUUAUUCCCAGGUGUUCCCAACUAAUUUUGAGAAGGUUGACCAAAAGACAUUUUGUAGAUCAGAAAGGCAGCAAUUAGAGGAAGUCUUCAUGCACAACAAGCUUACGCUAAAUGCUUUCUUUGAGUCUAAAAAAUCUACUUAAGCUGGAGUCUUGUUUGAGGAGU
Moneuplotes crassus is the source of this 253-nucleotide messenger RNA. The record is from the annotation of a GenBank genome assembly. Lineage: Eukaryota; Ciliophora; Spirotrichea; Euplotida; Euplotidae.